This is a messenger RNA of Paramacrobiotus metropolitanus, 1298 nucleotides long. RefSeq lists its product as uncharacterized. The record is from RefSeq and is a predicted model, not a curated record. NCBI's taxonomy places the organism in Eukaryota, Metazoa, Tardigrada, Eutardigrada, Parachela, Macrobiotidae. Bases 192 to 986 code for a protein of 264 amino acids. The transcript is spliced from 3 exons.
UACCGUUUGUUGUUCGUUCACGACACCGUUCGAUUUUUGGCUGUUUUUUUACUAGUUUGCAUGCUUUUUAAAAAUUUUGCUAUUCGGCCUUAAUAAACCUUUUUCUCAGUGUUCUAAUUAUGCAGUAAACGUUAAUUGUGGAUGUACGCUUUGUAACUGGAAACGACGCGCGUGACUUUCACGUGCGCAUAAUGUAUUCGCAGAACAGCGAUGGCCGCGACUCCGGCCUGUCGUCCUGCAGCGACGAUACGCCCGUCCUGACCCUGCGCGAUCUCUUCGACGAGCGGCGGGCCCGGGGCGAAAAUCUCAAGGGCGAAUGCGAUGUCUACGAGCCGGACAUGAUGGGGAAGCCCUCCCCCCAGUGGACCAUGACAUUCGAUCUGGCCAAAGGCUGUGCCGUCUUCUCCAAGGUGGACGAGUGCUGGGGCAUGCGCGGCGUGCCGCCGCAUGUGGCUCUGUGUAUCCGGCUGUGCGAGAUGGUGGUGGACGGGACGGUGAUGAUCAUCCCCACGCUGUACCACUGCGAAGUGUCCCAGCAUCCGCUGAACGAAUGGUGGACGAUGCAGGCCAUCGGGAAGCGCAGUGUCACGGGAUGGGUGGAUAUACUGCUGCUCAAGCAGUUCCUGGAGACGUGCCUUAUCGAGAAAGUGAAGCAGAUUGAGGACGAACUGGGCGGCCCGGUUAUGCUGGGCGUGGACGGCAAGGAAGACGCAGAAUUAUCUUUGGAAGACGAGGAAGAGCAAAAAGCGGCACCAGUCGGACUUGCAGUACAAGUACAGCAUGUGACGCUCCCGGUUGAAAAGGAGCCUGUUUUACCGGCGGAAGUUGGGGCCGGUGCAGAUUCUCCGCGAGGCCUGGCCAAAUGCCGGUUUUGUGACCUGGAGCGACGACCGGACAAAUUGCCGGCCCAUGAAAAAUACUGUAUGCGCAAGAGGAAAAUGGAAAAUCGCCGCGAAUUUGCCUGGACGGUGGGCAAGCGGGCUUAAUUCAUGCACAGCGGUUAACGUUUCUUGUUUACGCGCUAUUGAGCGUUAUUCUUCUGUUCUGCUUGGUCUCUAAAAUUUCUAAACUUGACAGUUUCGAUUCUUCAGUUUUUCUUGAGAAUUUUCAGUGUAAAUAUCGGUACAACGUGAUAGAUUUUCUCCUUUUUCUUGUGUUUUAUACUUAUGGUUAGUCAAGAGAUUUUGCCUUGGUUUGGAGUGUACGGUUUUGUAGUCCAGAAUUGUGUACCAUUCGGAUACUUUGAGACUUGUGAAACUAUGGUGGAAAGAUUAUGUUGCAGUCGAAUUAAAAGCAAA